Sinocyclocheilus rhinocerous is the source of this 1638-nucleotide messenger RNA. It is a transcript of the gene alp3, whose product is annotated as alkaline phosphatase 3. The record is from RefSeq and is a predicted model, not a curated record. NCBI's taxonomy places the organism in Eukaryota, Metazoa, Chordata, Actinopteri, Cypriniformes, Cyprinidae. The coding region runs from base 119 to 1633 and encodes 504 amino acids. The transcript is spliced from 10 exons. Gene Ontology annotation, cellular component: plasma membrane. Gene Ontology annotation, biological process: dephosphorylation. Gene Ontology annotation, molecular function: alkaline phosphatase activity.
AUCAGGCAUGUGUUUCUAGUGUCCAUGAACUCUUGAGUUGUCUGUGAUCUGCGUGCUGAUUGGUGGAGACGGUGUUUACAUCACUGGGGAGUCAGAGGUCGUCUGUCUGAACUGAUUUAUGCGGUUUCUUACGUGUUUUCGGCGUGGUCUCGUCAUGUUUGCUGUACGUGUGUCCGUGCUCUGUUAUCUGCUGCCUCUGCUGUGCAUGAGCUCUGGAUCAGUUGAAGAGGAGAAUCCAGAGUUCUGGAGGAGUUCGGCUCAAAACACACUGCGUUCGGCUCUCAGCAGAAAACUCAACACUAAUGUGGCCAAAAACAUUGUGCUGUUUCUGGGAGAUGGUAUGGGUGUUACCACCAUCACAGCUGCCCGGAUCCUGAAGGGUCAGUUACAAAACCGCUCUGGAGAGGAGACCGUCAUGAAUAUGGACACGUUCCCAUUUGUGGGUCUCGCUAAGGUGUAUUCGGUGGAUUUUCAGAUUCCUGACAGUGCAGCGACGGCUACAGCGUAUCUGUGUGGCGUCAAAUCCAACCUGAACACUGUGGGUGUGAGCGCAGCCGCUCGCAACGGUGUGUGUCGCUCGCAGAAGGGCAACGAGGUCACGUCCAUCCUCAAAUGGGCUAAAGACGCAGGGAAGUCCGUGGGCAUAGUGACGACAACACGAGUUCAACACGCGACUCCUGCUGCUUCAUACGCUCACAGCGCCAGCCGGACCUGGUACAGCGACGCUGAUCUGCCGACUUCUGCCGUCACAGGAGGCUGUUUGGAUAUCGCCUCACAGCUGCUCCGAAACACCGACAUAGACGUGAUCAUCGGAGGAGGUCGGAAGUACAUGACGCCUAAAGGGUUUCCCGAUCCGGAGUAUCCCACAGACCUGAGCGCACAAGGACAGAGAAAAGACAACAGAAACCUCGUAAAUGAGUGGCUGAGCAUGAAAGAGGGAAAGGUUGCAAGAUACGUGUGGAAUAAGACAGACUUUGAUGCAGUGGACCCUGAAAAGACAGAUUAUCUGAUGGGCGCCCGUAUCGAUCAGGGACACCAUGACAGUCGAGCAUCCAUGGCGCUGCAUGAGGCGGUUGCCCUUGAUGACGCUGUCGCCCGCGGACUGGAGCUGACCAAUGAGGAGGAGACUCUGACAGUCGUCACGGCUGACCACUCCCACGCCUUUACUUUCAACGGCUACCCGUUCAGAGGGAACAGCAUUCUGGGAAAGUCUCCAAUCUUUGCCAUGGACUUUUUACCCUACACAACUCUGAUGUACGGAAACGGACCGGGACACAAAAUCACCGACAACAAGCGUCCAGACAUCCGUAACGUCGACACCACCGAUAAGGACUACGUUCAGCAGUCGGCCACCCCGCUAGACUCUGAGACCCACGGAGGCGAGGAUGUGGCGCUGUUUGCCCGCGGCCCCAUGGCUCACCUCUUCCAGGGUGUUUACGAGCAGAACUACAUCCCACAUGCCAUGGCAUUCGCGGCCUGCGUCGGCACCAAUCAGGAACACUGUGCUGCCACCCCUGAACCUGAUGAGAUUCCCUUCACAUCCACUGAGCCGGGAAGCUCCGCCCCCAACACGCCCCUCUGCGCCAUGACGACAGUGAUGCUGAGCGUAUGCAUGAGUGUUUUACUGCACUGAGAGAG